This is a messenger RNA of Trichomonas vaginalis G3, 912 nucleotides long. RefSeq lists its product as uncharacterized. The transcript has a single exon. The coding region runs from base 1 to 912 and encodes 303 amino acids. The record is from RefSeq and is a predicted model, not a curated record. NCBI's taxonomy places the organism in Eukaryota, Parabasalia, Trichomonadida, Trichomonadidae.
AUGUACCGAGAGCCCACUCGUCCUGGGAAGCCGCUUAGCGUAUUACAAGCUGAGCAAAGGAACUGGGCUCAACUAAAAAACUUUGGUCUCCCUUGGGUUUUUAUCGAACCAACAAGAAUUCACAAAGUUAGAAUUCCUCACAAAGGAAAAAAAUACAAAAAUCAAGAAACUUUUGAAAAUCUUGGUGCAGGUGAUUUAGCUUUCCUCGGAAAUGCUAAUGUAGAAAUGAACGAAGAUGAUAUUAAAACAUUACUUCAAUCUGUCAAUAUGGAAAAUGAUUAUGAACGUGAUAUUGAUACUGCUCCAACCUCACAAAGAUCGAGAAAAGUUACAACACCCCCACUUUUGCUUUCAAAAAGCAUUUCAAAUAAUAUUUUACAGACUUCUUCUCCAAAAGGCCCUGCUACAGAUGAUGAAGACUUAAUGUCUGGCAGAGAUCAAGGUAAUUCAAAUAAUAUAUUUGAUGAUUUUGAUGAUGAUAAAGAAGAAGGCGAUAGCAAAUCAGAAGCAAGCUCAAGAGAGCUUGCACAAGAAGAUGCGAAGAAAAUUAUCAUGGAAAAUCUUACAAAAGCUCGUGAACAACAACAAGCAGAAGAAUCUUUAGGAAUCAAAGCAUUUAGUUUUGCUUCAAUUCCAAAAGAAAGUGAGCAGGCAAAGGAUGAAAUCAUUACACCCGGUAAAAGAAAGCUUAAAAAUUUUGUUGACAGUAUAUCAACUAUUAGUAAAGAACCUACAGCAAUUAAUGAGGCUCAUCAGAAACUGAAACCAAAAUUUGAUGAAACUCAGGAUAGAUUGAAGCAAUGCGAAGGUGUACCCCGAUUUUUAGCUUAUCUUGAAGAAAAUCAUCAGCCUAUACCUGAUGUCUUUAAGAAUAUAACUCCUGCAAAACAAUCGAAAUCAAGUGUUAAAUAA